AUGGCUUCACUCGACAUCUCCCGGUUAUUCAGCGUCAAAGGGUACGUCGCUGUUGUGACGGGCGGAAGCAGUGGCCUCGGAUUCAUGAUCUGCAAGGGACUCGUGGUCAACGGCGCCAAGGUGUACCUCGUAGCGCUUCCCUCUGAGUCCAUUGACGACAAGGUCGCGGAGCUCUGUGAACUCGGCAAAGCCUCUGGAGGAGGCAGCGCAGUCGGGUACGCAUGCGACGUAUCCUCCAAGGAGGCCAUCGCCGGCCUCGCGGCGUUUAUCUCGCAGCGCGAAUCUCACCUGGACAUCCUCGUGUCCAACGCCGGCAUCCGCCGCGACCCCGUCACCCCCUGCAACGUCACGUCAGCCUCCCUCGCGGAGCUGCAAGCCUCAAUGUGGUCGCAUCGGCACUCUGACUGGGCCGAAACCUUCAGCGUCAACACGGCGGCGCACUACUUCCUCUCUGUGGCCUUCAUGCCCCUCCUGGCAGCAGCGGCGCAGCGGGACCUAGGGGCCGGGAUCAAGGGCAGCAGCGAGGGCAGGGGCGCGGUAAUCGUCACGAGUUCGUGCGCGAGCAUGCACAAUGCGACAAAUGUCGACAUGUCGAGCUACGCGACGAGCAAGGCGGCGACGGACCACCUCGUGAGGCUGUUGGCAGCCAAGUUUGGGCGGUGGUACAUUCGCGUCAACGGCAUCAACCCCGGCUUUGUGCCAAGCAAGAUGAACCCCGUGGGAGAAGAGGGCAACAUGUUUGCCAAUCUCUUCGACCAAGUCCCCGCCAAAAGGGCGGGCAACGAGGAAGACAUUGCGGGUGCGGUGCUCUAUCUUGCGAGUCGCGCCGGGGCUUACAUCGACGGCAUUAAUCUGUGUGUGGAUGGAGGGCGUAUCUUGAUGGCAAACGGACAGACGUAG
Messenger RNA from Colletotrichum destructivum, 900 nucleotides. RefSeq names its product Putative short-chain dehydrogenase/reductase SDR, NAD(P)-binding domain superfamily. The transcript is spliced from 5 exons. Gene Ontology annotation, molecular function: oxidoreductase activity. The record is from RefSeq and is a predicted model, not a curated record. NCBI's taxonomy places the organism in Eukaryota, Fungi, Ascomycota, Sordariomycetes, Glomerellales, Glomerellaceae. Bases 1 to 900 code for a protein of 299 amino acids.